AUGGCCACCACUACCACCAUCACUGAGCAGCCCAGCGCUCCCAUCACGGCCGUCGACGAUGGUCGCAUGAAGAUGGAUGGCUCAGACCCGACGUUUGGUGACUGGAGAGAUGACCUUCUUCGCGAUGGCUAUGCCUUGAUCAAGGGUGCCAUCCCGAGAGAGCGUGCCGAUGGCUAUGCCGACAAGAUGUACUCAGUCCUUGAGUCGUUUGGUCUUGGAUACGACCGCAACGACCCGUCUACCGUUCACCCCGACAAGCUUCCCGUCAUCAACGAGAAGGGCAUGCUGAUGGCCUACGGCGCCUGCCACGAAGACUUCGUCUGGAGCAUCCGUAGCGAGCCUGGAGUUGUUGGACCCUUCGAGCAGGUCUACAACACCGAAGACUUGAUUGUCUCCUUCGACGUCAUCAACUAUGGCUUCGCCAACCGCGCCAACUUGCCGGAGAACAAGCCUUGGCCUCACCAGGAUCAAGAUCCCGAGAAGCCCGGAUUCCGCUGCCUCCAAGGCCUCGUCAAUCUCCACCCUUGCGGUCCCAAUGACGGCGGUCUGAUUGUCUGCAAGGGCUCUCACAACCUCAGCGCCCAGUUCCACGAAGAGCUCAAGGACGAGCCUCGCAUCCCCGCUUGGACGAAGGAGUGGUACGGCUUCACCGACCGCGGCAUGCAGUGGCUCAAGGACCAUGGCGGCGAGUGGAUCAAGGUCUGCGCCGACCCCGGUGACUUGAUUGUCUGGGACUCCCGAACCGCACACUACAACGUCCCUGUCAAGGGCGAGAUUGACCGCAUGGCUGUUUACACCUGCUUCAUGCCCGUGACCGACGCUACUCAAGAGGAUCUCUUGAGGAAGAAGGCCGCAUACGAAGCCCGCCUAGGAACUACCCACUGGCCCAACGCCAGACACACCGGCUCGAAUGCUGCAGUUCGCAACGGAAAGCCCGAUCACAUUUUGAGGGACAGGCCACUGAACGACGCGGUUUUGAGUGAGAGAGCUUUCAAAUUGACCGGAAUUCCCUAUAUCCAAACAAGCGCAUGA
Colletotrichum chrysophilum is the source of this 1032-nucleotide messenger RNA. RefSeq lists its product as uncharacterized. The record is from RefSeq and is a predicted model, not a curated record. Bases 1 to 1032 code for a protein of 343 amino acids. NCBI's taxonomy places the organism in Eukaryota, Fungi, Ascomycota, Sordariomycetes, Glomerellales, Glomerellaceae. The transcript is spliced from 4 exons.